GUGUGUGUAACUGUAACAAUGCUUGUGCCCACAUUGCCCUUUAAGGCCACACGUGUCGAUCUGAAUGGGUGUGAAUCCCACCGGUACUUACUCUCUUGUGUCUCAUACACUCUUCUGGAAGUGUUUCUUCCUCAGCUGAUGAGGCUAAUGGAUGAAAAGAAAGUUCCCCGAUCUCUGUGUGGCUUUAAGUACGAUGAUACGGCUCACCACCACUGACCUUUCAUCUGCUGACUUUAAUUAAUGUUCCACUCCCUUCUGUGUUUGCAGAAAGGUUCAUGGAACAUAUCCUCACCUAUCUUGAAUUUGCUGAAAAUCCAGCAAUUAUAGAUAACCCCAACCUGGUAGUAAAGAUAGGAAAUAGAUAUUAUAACUGGACUCUAGCUGCACCCUUGAUUUUAAGUCUACAAGCAUUUCAGAAGAAUUUACCAAAGGCUACAGAGGAGGCCUGGGUGAAGGAGAAAAUGCCAAAGAAGUCCGGCCGCUGGUGGUUCUGGCGAAAAAGGGCCGAUAGUACAAUCAAGCAGUCAGAGACUAAGCUUGAAACCAAGGAGGAGUGUCAUCUGGAGGAGGAAGGACCCUCCAUGUCUCAGGAGAAACUGCUUUUGCCUCCUAAAGCAGGAGACUCGUCCAGUGAUGAAGAUGCCAAGGAAGUGAGCGCUGCAUCUUGUCAGGAGAGACUGCAGCCAGUAGAUGGUCAGCACCACCCAGGCCAACCCACCUACAGGAAGUCACUACGCCUCUCCUCUGAUCAGAUAGCCAGUCUGAAACUAAAGGAAGGACCUAAUGAUGUGACGUUCAGCAUCACCACCCAGUACCAGGGCACAUGCCGCUGCGAGGGCACAAUCUACCUGUGGAACUGGGACGACAAAGUCAUUAUCUCCGACAUUGAUGGCACCAUCACCAAGUACGUGACUCGCAGCAACCGUCUCACAACCCCUUUGAUCAGUGUGAUGGUGCUGAACCUUUUGUGAGGCGUUGAUCUACUUUUAUCUCACUACAUAGCGCGUGAUUGUACACAUAAAUACUACACACGGAUUUGUCACAAACCAGCUUUUAGGGAAAGUAAGGGAAACAGAUCUACUUUCUUUUAACUAUGCUGAUUGUGGGCAGUACUGAACGACACAGUAAAUGACUCUAGAUUUACUACAGUAGAUAAAUGACAUCAUCCGGGGCUCAUCGGCUCUCCACCAGUGCAUGACAUUUAGUUUCCCUUAGGUUGCGUAUAAUAUCAACUGCUUGUGUGCUCAUUAUAUACUCUUAUAAAUAAAGUUAUCUAAUAUAUAUAUUUAUUUAUAGGCAUGUAUAUGUGACGUAAUCAACCGGUUACUCAUACUGUUCUUGUGACCUUUUUGUAAUAUAGUGUGAAAUCGUGCAGAAGUACUUGUGUAAGAUGUGACACAUACUCGUCUUUGAUCAUGACCUGUAAGUGUCCGCAUUGCAAGAAAAAAAAAGUCAUUUGUCAAUUAGCAAGGCAGCCUCUGUAGAGGUGUCGUGUUAUUUCUAGUCUCAUGUCUAUAAAUUGGCCACAUACUGUGAAAUAAUUCUUAUUUGGUUGACUAGCUAUAUUUAGAGUUUUUUAAUUGCUCUAACUCGUCAACAGACAGCUCUUUGCGACAGAGAACUGAAGCUGUUAUCUGUGCUUUCAUCAAAGGCACCAGACUCGGUUGACAAAAACAGUAAUUUUACCGCACAGAACACUGGAGUUGCUGAUCUGAUGAUGCCGUGAUCGUUGAUGUGUGAUUUUAGUUUUAAAGGGUUAGUUCGGCUUCGUCUAAGUGAAAUGGAAAUGGCUGUCUGACAGCACGAUAUAGCAGUGAAGAUAUUCUGAUAUAGAUUAUUCGUUAGGCGGUUGAAUAUGUUUCACUGCUGCCCCCGUUCACAGCAGUACAUUGUUUUGUUUGCUCCAACUCGUGUCUCUCCAAAGUGGGGGCGUGUCGGAAGCAUACAACCCCACUACAAAAACUCAAACUCUCCCUUUAAAGUUGUUGUAGAACAUUGGAUUAUUGAAAGAAAGAACUCAUUCAUCAUCUUUCUACUUAAUAUUUCAUUUCCCUUCUUAGACAUUUUGUGCAGUUCUCUCUGCAACUUCACAGACAGAGACUAAUUCGAGUCCUUCUCAAAUAGCAGAUAUUAACUCCAUAAUCCAUCUUUACUUAAGUUAAUCUUUUUAAUUAGCUAAAAGCCAAUCUGGGAACCCAUCAGCUAUCGGUGUGACGACGGAUAAGCCUCUGGGUGCAAGGGGCUAUAUUUCUAGGGAUCCGGUGUAGGCAGCAGAUAUAGCUCAUUUUAAACCAAUAAAAAAAAAAAA
This is a messenger RNA of Anarrhichthys ocellatus (wolf-eel), 2308 nucleotides long. Its product is annotated as phosphatidate phosphatase LPIN2-like. Gene Ontology annotation, cellular component: cytosol; endoplasmic reticulum membrane; nucleus. Bases 276 to 971 code for a protein of 231 amino acids. Gene Ontology annotation, biological process: fatty acid catabolic process; triglyceride biosynthetic process; positive regulation of transcription by RNA polymerase II. The record is from RefSeq and is a predicted model, not a curated record. Gene Ontology annotation, molecular function: transcription coactivator activity; phosphatidate phosphatase activity. The transcript has 6 exons. NCBI's taxonomy places the organism in Eukaryota, Metazoa, Chordata, Actinopteri, Perciformes, Anarhichadidae.